AGAGAGAGAAAAGAGGUUCGAGAAAGAGAAGUAAGGCACAACCAGAGAGAGAGAGGGAGUGGGAGAGAGAGAGAGGGAGAGAGAGAGAGAAACUGUUUAAACGUGUGUUCCCUCUUCAGUCUCAGCAUCGCUCAGUUUCUGCAGGAGGCUGCAGCUCCAUCCCUCCAGGAUCUCCACUGGCACCAGUGACCAGAUAUGAUCAACCCACUUCCCAGUCAGCCAGUUUCUCUCUGAACUGGGAUUUUUUUCCCUUUUUUUUUUUUUUGUUUUUUUGUUUUUUUGCAUGGAUGAUUACAGCCUUCCGCACAUUCAUGGAUUUCUCACACCACAACUAAUUUGACUGAAACACGGAAUUUGCGCAAAAAGAAAAGACAGAAAAGGGGGCUCUCUAAGUGGUUUCCAGCUAUUUUUAGGCUUGUGGAAGCAGCACUUAAGUGUGCUCUGGACAUGGGACCGUGCGUCCGCCGAGAGAGAUCCGGCGCCAUAGGAAGAGCAUCUUCCUGAAGAAGGAAAAGCCCGUCACCGGGAGUUGUUUUAAUCUGCAUAUACAAUUGAUUUAUUACUACCAAGGAAGGGAAGCUGUGGGUUUUACGCGCCGGAAUGAUGCAUCCCAAUCGCGGCUUCAUUUUGCUCCUUCUCAACGGAACCGCUUGUUUGGUGGCUCUGGGUCAAGAAGAAGAUUCGUCUGGCCCCAAGAGCUCUUCAGACGACUCCUCCAAGACGGUAGGCCUUCUGAGCGGGCAGGCUCCCCUCUCGCCCCUGAGCCGCUGGAUGCUCCACAGUAAAAGCAGAGCGGCUAAUGCAACCUCUCUGGAGCUGCCCUACCGCUCCCCGGUCCCUUUCUCCAAGCAGGAGUUUUCUAAACAGGAGUUCUGGGAGAUGUUGGGCAGUGAUCUCCUCAAACCUGACACCUCGAGCUCCAGGGUGAAACGCCGGCCGAUCGUUAAGACUGGCAAGUUCAAGAAGAUGUUUGGCUGGGGAGACUUCUAUUCCAAUAUCAAGACAGUUAGGCUUAACCUCCUGAUCACUGGCAAAAUUGUGGAUCAUGGUAACGGCACGUUCAGCGUCUACUUUCGACACAACUCCACGGGCCAGGGCAACAUCUCAGUCAGCCUGGUGCCACCUGUCAAGGCGGUGGAGUUCGAUCUGGAGCGUCAGAGCGUAGUUUACCCAAAGGACUCCAAGAUCUUCAACUGCCGCGUGGACUAUGAGAAGGUGGAUCGCAGCAAGCGUACCUCGUUGUGCAACUACGACCCGUCCAAGACCUGCUUUCAGGAACAGAUCCAGAGCCAUGUGUCCUGGAUUUGCUCCAAGCCUUUUAAGGUCAUCUGUAUCUACAUUUCGUUCUACAGCACGGACUACCGCCUGGUGCAGAAGGUCUGCCCGGACUACAACUAUCACAAUGAGAUGCCCUACCUGCCCUCUGGCUAGGAGACUCGCGGGGGAGCGGGGCAGGAGGAGAGAGGAAAAGGGGGAUGAGUGGGAGUACGGCAAGCGAGGAGAAAACCAGGGCUGUGAAUUGUCUUUAGUGCCAUAGUGGCAGUGUGACACCUUAAAAGAAAAACCUUCUGUAGCCUGACUAAUCUAAAAUGUAAAACCAUAUAUGCAAAACAAAAACUACAGUAUGCAGAUAUCGAGGCAUUUGGAAUGCUCACCUACAGCAUUCAUUAACUGGACUGGUAGUGAAAAAUCAAGCACCGGCAACAUGCACAUUCUUACCUCAAUCCAGUUUCUAAAUGCCAACUUCUCGCCAGCAAUUUCUCUCCUCCAUUAAGUCAUGCUGUGAAUGUCCUUUUAAUCACACUUUACAAUAUUACUCUUUUACAAAGUCACAAGACAGUAUUUUAAGAUAAUGUGUGCGUUUAAAUGCUGUGAUAUGAUUCACUGGAGAGCGGCAUACCAAUUCUGACUUUAUUACAAUUGAUGAUUUAGUUUUUGCCGUCGUAAACUGUAAAACAAUCAUGAUUUGAAAAUACCACAGAGAACAUAAAACAUUAUUUUACGAGAAUGUGAUGUAACCAGACGCAAGACCAGUCGGGCCAUUAUGUUUUUUUAAAGGGCGAUUUUUUUAUAUGAACUUAAAUCCAUCCCAGAAAAAUAUUGGACGUUCCUCCUCGCACUCAGUCUGUCUCUGUGUGUCUGCAUCGUGUGAUGUAAGCAUCCCUCCACGUCAUCUUCACCAUGUAGUGUUUACCUGCCAAAUCGAAUCACAAUAUAUCCUUCGGUUAUGUUGCCCGCACUUCAAUAAAACAGAAAUAAAGAGCGGCCGAGAGAAAGAGUGAUACAAUUUACACAGAAAAAGAGGAAUUACUCAACAAUGAUUCGACUGGACCCGGGCUGAAGACAAGUUCGGUGUGAUGGGAAUAACUAGAUUCGGCGUGGAGAUAGAAAUGGCCCUCUACACUUAAGAGAGAGCGAGCAAGGUGGGGGAGUGGGAGACGGAGAGAUUCAGUGAGCUCUUUUAAUUAAAGUGGAGAAGGAGACGUAGAGUAUGCAGCGCCUUCUUUUGUCUCGUCUGUAUGAAAAAGAUUACAUUUUGUUGCCGUCAGGAUUCCUGAUUUCACGCCUUGAUAACUUUGACUGUGUGAGGGAGAAUGCUCUCUCCUGACAAAUACUGUUCGCUAAAGUCAGCCUGUUAUCUUGAAUAAAUGAAAAUAUUAUCAUAAUAAUUACAUAUAAUUUAAUCUCCUUUAGAACUAAUUAAGGUUUCCACGAGGGGGCAAAAUGCAUUCCUUAAACACAAGUCAGCGGGUAGGAUGAGAGGACAUUCGUGGGGACUGUUGUGGCUUUUUUUCCCCCUUUUUUUUUGCGUGGAGCCAGCAGCUAAAGCUCAGCCAAGAGUUAACUGCUCUCAUUAAGAUAAAUGGCCACUGGCUGGCCCAUCUCAUGUUGCUCUCACAAACAAUAUCAGCGGAGAGCAGCGCACAAUGGAGCUAUGAAUUAGGGAGCCUGACAUUCUGUGUGCUGAGAGGUUACCACUGUCCUGUUUAUGAGGACACAAUGACUUCUUGGUUCAUUAACAAUGAACGGUCGCACGACAGGUGUGAGGAGCCAUUAAACAGUGACAUCAGAUAACCAGUUUGAUGCUAAUGUACUGUGACAUCAGUGAUAUUAGCCCAGAUCAGUGCACGUGCAUGCUUGGCUGAAACUGCACGACCAAGUCCCAGGUGGACCCGCGCAGCGGCGAACGGUCACCGUGAAGCUGUCCUCCAGUGGGGGGAGGCAUAAUGUCAGACAUAAAUGCAGCGCUUUGACAGCUCCGCGCGAGCUCGGGAGAGCGGGAUUUCGGGGGAGGGGUUCGUUCCCUCACAUACUUUUAUAGGAAAAUCAACUUGUGGCCGAGAGCUAAUGGCGACAACGCACAAGCAUGUCUGCUGUUCAUCCGUCGGAGCGCACACAUGCUUGGAUGCCCCGCUUGUUGACAGCACCCUCUCACUGUUUCAAUAUCAAGACUUCUCACUGAGGAGGUUUUCCUACGGAGGCUACUAUCAAUCACAGUGUCAGGUUACAGUCUGCGCAUAUUUAUUUGAAAGCCCGGUCUCAGUUGAAUAUACAAUGUAGGCUUGGCAGGAACUCAAACUAAAACGCCUGAUACUCGCCCCGAAAGUGCAUUUUCCUGAAAUAGAAAGUUCCAUGUGUUUAAAAUGCACCCGCCAGCAUCUUGCGCUCUGUUCAUCCAUGUCCUCAUCCUCCAGCUCUCUCUGCCCCUUUCCUCUCUAGACGUCUGCAUGUUACUCAGCCAUAUGCUCCGCUGUCUUCAUGCUGUUGUCCUCUCCCCGCGUGUGGCCUGGCUGACUGGCCUCAGCCUCCUCUUAGCCUCUCUACUUUUCAUACCCUGUAGUUGAACCAUGCUGUGGGUAGUCCCUCACCGCUGCCCCGCCCACCCCCCUGCACACUGCGCUGAACUGAGCUGGCUAAUCUCUGUGAGCUUAACGUCGAGCCAAGUGAACAUCGGCAGCGAGAACUCCCCUCGCUCCGUCUCAAUCUAUUUCCCCUCUAUAUCUAUAUCCCAUCAAACAGAUGCGUGUGCGCACACAGUCUUAACAUGUGCUGGUGUAGGUAUUUUUCCUCUCUCCUGUUCAAAGCAUUUUACAUAAGCCCCUGGAUUGUGAGGACGUGAAAGCUCCUCGAGAGCACACCAACAGAGUGCCCGACGCAGACACGCCCCAGUAACCUCAAUACUCCUCCCCUGUCCUGCAGGGCAUCUGAAGGGAAGUUGGAUACUAACACGUGAUGGAAUCAAAGCUGGGCAACGCGAGCCCACACUGUACUGAUGCUGAAAAAAGCAAGGACACAUGUUGGGCUACCUGCAGAGGAGAAGCCCCCUCACUCUGCCCCUUACUGCUUCUCUCAGAUUUACAGCAAUACUCUCACCGAGACUCCACCCUCUCCGCCUCGCCGAGGUGCGUUACAGAAAGGCUGCUGGACUGAGUUUAAGAAACAGACGUGUUGCUGUGGACAGUGUUGUUAUGGCAACAGCCUUAUUGUUGACCCAUCCGGUGCCAACAGACACAUGGGUAUUUGGCCUUAGAGACUGCAAGACAACACUGGUCCUCUUAGCAAAGAAUAGUAACAAAAUGAGACUGUCAAAAAUAUAAAUAUACAUGAUAUAUAAAUAUAUAUAUAUAUAUAUAAAUAAAUAAAUAAAUAAAAGCUAAGAGUCCUGAGAUCUGAAUAAAAUUGUAUUUAAAUGUGGGUCAUGCAGUGAAGGUUGUCUGUUUUACUUUUCCGUUGCUCAUGGUUCUGUUUCUCUGUGUCAUGUGGAUGAUAUACUGUAUGGAUGACAUGAUGGCAUUUACUGUGGUUUUCAACAUUCGAAAAAUCAAUAAAGUACACCGAAGUACUUGAGCCACCUCGAUCGUA
Molecule: messenger RNA, 4863 nt
Organism: Mugil cephalus (flathead mullet)
Lineage: Eukaryota; Metazoa; Chordata; Actinopteri; Mugiliformes; Mugilidae
Product: neurexophilin-1
Exons: 2
Coding region: 601-1431 (276 amino acids)
Molecular function (GO): signaling receptor binding
Source: RefSeq, a predicted model, not a curated record